Blepharisma stoltei is the source of this 1290-nucleotide messenger RNA. The record is from the annotation of a GenBank genome assembly. Lineage: Eukaryota; Ciliophora; Heterotrichea; Heterotrichida; Blepharismidae.
AUGUUUGACUUAAAAAAGAUCACGAUUUUAUCCUCAAAUUUUUUAACAUUUGUGGCCUAUGGAGUUCUUGGUCCAUUCUUCCCAAAAGUAGCUGACAGCAAAGGUGUUUCUCAAUGAACAAUUGGAAUUAUAUUUAGUAUAGUCCCAAUUGUAUCAAUCCCUACCAUGGCAUUUGUCAAUGCUUACAUGUACAAAAUGGGCCGACGAUUCACAUAUUUAAUCUCCUUAUUUUUACAAGGGGUCUCAAUGAUUCUUUUAUGUUUCCUGGAGAGCUUAGAUGAAACUGAUUUAGUUAUUGUAAGCGUAAUUUCUCGACUGAUACUAGGAGUUGCAACAGGAUUUAUAUGAGUCUCUACAUUUGCAAUAGUGACAACAGAAUUUAAAGAUCACAUUACAGAAGCAAUAGGGCAUAUGGAAUCAGCUGUAGGGUUAGGGUUAGUUGGAGGUCCGCUAAUUGGAACAGCUUUGUACGUUAUUGGAGGAUUUUCUACUAUUUUUAUUACAAUUGGGACUGUCUUUAUGGUAUUUGUACCAAUCGCCUUCUUUAGUCUCAACCACUUGGAACAAUAUUUACCAAGUCAAGAAAAAGUUGGCGCAAUUAAACUGUUUUGAAAGCCUGUAAAAUUUAUAUAGCAAAUCCGGUUGACUUCUUAUAUACCUUUUAUUGUGACAAUCACAAUGGGAUUCAUGAUCAGCUCAAUGGCUCUACACUUAAAAGAUUUUGGGGUUGGGCAAGAGAUGAUUGGAGUCCUUUUUGCUGUUGAUGCAAUUAGCUACGGCAUAGGAGGAAUUAUUUUUUCGAAAUUAUCAGUAAAGAUUGACAAAAGAAUUAUGAUGAUCGUAGGAUUACUUGGAAUGACCAUAACUAUGAUAUGUAUGGGGCCUGCUCCAUUUUUGCCUAGCAAGCUUGGAAUCGUUAUUGCCUCUUUACCUCUCUUGGGAUCAACAAAUUCAUUGACUUAUGGUAAACUAUAAUUAGUUCCAUCGCUUCCUUAUAUGAUUGAGAAAUCAAUUACAAAAUAUAAUUAUGAAGAAACCCCUCACUUGAGCGAUGCAUUAUCAUCCAUAGUUAAUAUAUCGUUUUCUGUAGGCGAAGCUUUGGGCAACAUAGGUGCUGGAAUUAUGGUUGAUUUUAUUGGCUUCGAAUAUAGUACAUUCAUUAUUUCUAUUUUGAUCUUCGUUCUAGCUAUAAUAUUUUUGCUAUCAUCAGAAAUCCUUGUUUCACCACAGAAGACUAUAAAAGUAAAUGAAGAUGAUGACUUAAUGAAACCGUUGGACUCUAUUGGAUAA